CGCAGGAAGAGGCAGAUUUAGCCAUCACAUCUGAAACUUCAAGCCUGGAGCUCAAAAUGCCAGUCACCUUUGAGGAUGUGGCAGUAAAUUUUACCCAGGAAGAAUGGGAAUGUCUGGAUGCCAAUCAGAAGGCCCUUUAUAAGGAUGUUAUGUCAGAAACUUUCAAGAACUUGGCAUCUGUGGAUCUGAUCACCAAGUUCGAGCAAGAAGAGAGGGAACAGAGGAAAAUAGAUCUCUCUCUCUCAAACACAACAGGUCUGCUUUCAGGAGGCAAGAAGGAGAAACAUCAAGAACGAGGUCAUAAUCUGAGAUGUAAGGGGAGUCGUGAUAACAUCUCCCUUACUUGCAGAGGGGCAGGCCAGAUCCCACACUCUGUUCCAGCUGGGGCUAUGGAUAGGACAGUGUCACAAGCUGGGCCACCUUUUUUCUGUCACACCUGUGGCAGGUGUUUCAGUAAGAGCUCCCACCUCCAUAGACACCAGCUUGUUCACAGCUCUAAGUGGGCUAAUAGCUGCAACCAGUGUGGGAAGUUAUUUUGGAGUUCUGAGGCUAUCACUUACCACAGGUGCCUGAAUCAUAGGGAAAGGCCUUUCUGUUGCACACUCUGUGACAAGACCUAUUGUGAUGCUUCUGGAUUGAGCCGUCACCGACGUGUACAUAUGGGCUAUAGGCCUCAUUCAUGCCCCAUGUGUGGAAAGUGCUUCCGGGACCAGUCUGAGGUCAAGCGCCAUCAGAAGAUACACCAGAAUCACAAGCCAGUGGCUGGACACCAGAAACAUAGGAAGAGUACAGAUAUAGCAGCUGGAUUCCAGGCACCUAUCCUCCCGUGCCAAGAGUCCAUCCAGGAACUUGUGGAUACGAACCAGGCAUCAGUUGCCAGGACCAAGGAACCUAUAUUUAAAAUCAAGAGUUCUAGGACUAGGACCCAGACAGCUAACAAUAGAACUUCUUGCCUGGAUAUCAGAUCCAACUCUCCAGUGAAGCAUUCAAGGUUCAAAGUCUUCUCUUGUUCCCAUUGUCCCUUGACUUUUAGCAAGAAAAUCCAUCUCUCCAGCCACCAGAAGACCCACUUCAUAGAGCAACCCAACCACUGCUUCUAUUGUGGCAAGUCCUUUAGGUCAUUCUCCCAGCUGGUCAACCACCAACAGACCCACUGGAAGCAGAAAAUCUACUGUUGCCCCAUCUGUGACCUCUGCUUUGGGGAAAAGGAAGGCCUUCUGGGUCACUGGAGGAGCUAUAAAGUCAAAGGACAGGGCACAGGCAGCCCACAUCAAUGCUGGGUGAUCUUGGGACAGUGGCUUGGCUUCUUUCGUGAUUCCUCGCAGGUAGGAAGAAUUGGAAACAUGGAAGAAAUGGAUCUCUUAGGAACCUCAGAAGAAAAGGGUGAUGGGAAAAAACAUUCCAGGAAGACAAGGCGAAGCAGGCAGUAA
Jaculus jaculus (lesser Egyptian jerboa) is the source of this 1430-nucleotide messenger RNA. RefSeq names its product ZFP57 zinc finger protein (gene Zfp57). The coding region runs from base 57 to 1430 and encodes 457 amino acids. Lineage: Eukaryota; Metazoa; Chordata; Mammalia; Rodentia; Dipodidae. Gene Ontology annotation, biological process: negative regulation of transcription by RNA polymerase II. The record is from RefSeq and is a predicted model, not a curated record. The transcript has 4 exons. Gene Ontology annotation, molecular function: DNA-binding transcription repressor activity, RNA polymerase II-specific.